AUGCCAGCCGCAGACUCACCAGCACUGAUAGUGGCGAGAUACCUGAAGGCCAACAACUACAACGAGACAUUCGAAGCCUUCAUACAGGAAGUCGGCUUGCCAUACGACUCGGGCAAUGUGAGCAAGGGAGAUCUCACGCUCGAAACACUGCUAGAGGAGAAGAAGACAUUUGAUAUCUCAGUCCAAUUCGAGAAGUUGGGUGUCGAUGAUGGGACUAACAAUACCGGCUGGACGUCUCCAGCUCCUUCAAAUGCUGUUGAAGUAGCUAGUUUGCCAACCACGUCGAAUAUCCUGAGUGCUCGGAUCGAGCAUCUUGUAGAUGGCGACGAGUCCGCUCAGCCUAUCCUGUUGGCAUCGACAGCAGACAGAAGACUGCAUCUUCUAGAUGGAUCAGGCGAAUUGCAGUCUUCACUUGUCGGCAUGCACGACUCGCCCGUACUGUCAUGCACAGCACUCGGUAGGAGCCACCUCUUAACCUCAUCCAUGUCCGGCCAACUCCACGUCAGCGACCUCAAAGGCCAAGUCAUCGAGAAGCGACGGGACCAUCUCAAGUACGUGGUCAAAGUCGCUGUCUACCAGGAAGGCACAGACGACACCAUUGUCGCCACAGCGGGUUGGGAUGGCAAGAUCCUGAUCUACAGACCGACAGACAUCACUUUAGGAGAGCCAAAGGCAACGAUCACCUUGCCCACCAAGCCGGAGGCGAUGCUAUUCGUUCGACAUCCUGAUAAUGGCAGGCCAGUGCUACUGGUAGGACGGACAGACUCCAGCUUCAUCUUCUACUACAGCGUCGAAGAUGAGCCACGACUGCUGGGAAAGCAGAAUCUUGCACCGCAUUCGAAUGCUUGGGUUGCCUUCACACCAUCCUCGAUGGAGCUAUGCCCGACAGAUCCAUCUCUGGUAGCAGUGGGCACGUCCACAGUUCCUUCGAUGAAGUUGCUCAUCGUGAAGCUGCUCUUCCCGCCCUGGACCGCCGACACAGUCAUCCCAGCCCAACUAUUGCGAACAUCACUCCUCGACGACGGCCCAGCGACCGAGACCCAAGCAUCACAAGCAAGAGCAGCACUGGCCACAGCAGACCGGGAGGCAGCAGUGAUCCUCAUCCACUGCACAACACACGCGCCGCAGACGGCAUACUCAACUCCCGCGGUAGCUUGGAGACCUGACGGCAGUGGAGUGUGGAUCAAUGGUGACGAUGGUGCGGUGAGAGGCAUCGAAGCCAGCACAGGUAAGGUGAUCGCUACGCUCCAGGGUCAUGAAGCGGGCUCGAAAGUGCGGUGUCUGUGUGCUGGAGUCGUUAAGGAUGCGGAUGGGGAGAGGGAGAUUUUGGUGAGUGGUGGGUUUGAUCAGAAGCUCAUUUUGUGGAAAGUGUGA
Molecule: messenger RNA, 1374 nt
Organism: Fulvia fulva
Lineage: Eukaryota; Fungi; Ascomycota; Dothideomycetes; Mycosphaerellales; Mycosphaerellaceae
Exons: 2
Coding region: 1-1374 (457 amino acids)
Molecular function (GO): protein binding
Source: RefSeq, a predicted model, not a curated record